CGAGUGGUGUGUGUGCGACACAGUGAGUGGUGUGUGCGAUACAGUGAGUGGUGUGUGCGAUACAGCGAGUGGUGUGUGUGCGACACAGUGAGUGGUGUGUGCGAUACAGUGAGUGGUGUGUGCGACACAGUGAGUGGUGUGUGCGACACAGUGAGUGGUGUGUGCGACACAGUGAGUGGUGUGUGCGACACAGUGAGUGGUGUGUGCGACACAGUGAGUGGUGUGUGCGACACAGUGAGUGGUGUGUGUGCGAUACAGCGAGUGGUGUGUGUGCGACACAGUGAGUGGUGUGUGCGAUACAGUGAGUGGUGUGUGCGAUACAGCGAGUGGUGUGUGCGAUACAGUGAGUGGUGUGUGCGACACAGCGAGUGGUGUGUGUGCGACACA
This is a messenger RNA of Candidula unifasciata, 387 nucleotides long. Lineage: Eukaryota; Metazoa; Mollusca; Gastropoda; Stylommatophora; Geomitridae. The record is from the annotation of a GenBank genome assembly.